CCACAACUAGACGGGAGUGUUUCAGCAUACUCGAGACUUCAACACUAUAGCUUCACUCUACUCUAAUCAACCAUUGCUAUCGCUACUUCGACAUUCGCAAGCUAGACAGCCCACCAUGGCACUCUUCACACCUACGAUGCUGCGCACAGCUUUCUCUAUGUCCCGGUCAGCCUGCAUUCGCCAUGCUACCCUGCGCUACUCGUCCACAUCGACUUCUGAGUCUGUUGUUCUCCCACGUUUACAAUCCGACCUCAAGACCGCGAUGCGCUCGAAGAACAAGCCUGCGCUCAACGUCAUCCGUGCCCUCCAAGCCGAGAUCAUCAACGCUUCCAAGACCGCAAAACCAAUCGAGAACGACGGCACAUUCUACGCUUUAGUCCAGAAGCAAAUCAAGGCUUCCAACGCCGCGAUAGAGGAGUGCACCGCCGCAAAGCGUCUGGACCUGGUGGAGAAGGAGCAAGCGCAGCUGGAUGUGCUGAAGAAGUAUGCAGAGGAUAUCCCCAAGCUGUCGGAGACCGAGUUGAACGGCAUCAUUGACCAGGCGGUUGCUGGGUUUGAGGAGGCUAAGAAGGCGUAUGGGCCUGUCAUGGGCAAGGUCAUGGGCGCCAUCAAGGGGAGGCCGCAUGAUGUUGAGUAUGUGCAGAAGAAGAUCGAGGAGCUUGUCGGAAAGAAAUAGAUGUGGUUAGGAUCUGGGAGGAAUACGACUGGACAAUGACUGUAUAUCACGUAUCAAAGAUGUACCUAG
Molecule: messenger RNA, 745 nt
Organism: Macroventuria anomochaeta
Lineage: Eukaryota; Fungi; Ascomycota; Dothideomycetes; Pleosporales; Didymellaceae
Product: GatB/YqeY domain-containing protein
Exons: 1
Coding region: 116-676 (186 amino acids)
Cellular component (GO): mitochondrion
Molecular function (GO): carbon-nitrogen ligase activity, with glutamine as amido-N-donor
Source: RefSeq, a predicted model, not a curated record